This is a messenger RNA of Ipomoea nil (Japanese morning glory), 2094 nucleotides long. RefSeq names its product purple acid phosphatase 15-like. NCBI's taxonomy places the organism in Eukaryota, Viridiplantae, Streptophyta, Magnoliopsida, Solanales, Convolvulaceae. The coding region runs from base 410 to 2023 and encodes 537 amino acids. The transcript is spliced from 8 exons. Gene Ontology annotation, molecular function: acid phosphatase activity; metal ion binding. The record is from RefSeq and is a predicted model, not a curated record.
AACGAGGUUUAGUACGAUGCACAGACUGACAUGCAAAACAGCAUUAAUUGCCCGUUUGCAUAAUCCUACACUUUUGUUGCUUGCCUUUUUCACUUUUUUCCAGAAAAUAAUGGUGCAAAAAGGAGUUAAUUAAAUUCAUAAAUUUUUUAUAUGAAAAUUAUAUUUUUUUAUGAUGAUCGCAAUCACUACUUGUGACCUUAUAUCGCUUGUUAUAUACGUAUAUAUACAUAUGUACGCAAACUUGAGUAUAUUAAAGAAUUCAGUUCUCGAUACCAGAAAAGUCUUUUGUUUCCAUUCGAGUAUAUUAUUUGCUCCUAUAAUCUCCGGCCCCGGGAAUGGAUUUGAUUUACUAAAAUUCCAUCUUUUUAUGCUGUAAACAAGCGGGUUUAAUUUAGUUCUUGAAAGAAGCAUGCAUUCGAUUCCAGUAUCUAUUGUAGUUGUUCUGAGUUUGAGCUUGCAGCUAGUUCAUGGGAUUCCGAGCACCCUAGACGGGCCCUCCGAGCCGGUGACUGUGGCAUUGGAUCAAACAUUUAGAGGGCAUGCAAUCGACUUGCCAGACACUGACCCCAGAGUUCAGAGGAGUGUUAAAGGAUGGGAGCCUGAGCAGAUCUCUGUUUCACUUUCUUCUGCUCAUCAUUCUGUUUGGAUUUCUUGGAUCACUGGGGAAUUUCAAAUUGGUGAUAACAUCAAACCAUAUGAUCCAAGUAGUGUUGCCAGUGUUGUUCAAUAUGGGAAAGUUAAAUGCAAAUUGGAUUGCAGUGCAAUAGGUGAAUCCCUUAUUUACAGCCAACUUUAUCCCUUUGUUGGCCUUCAGAACUACACCUCUGGAAUUAUACACCAUGUCCAACUCACAGCGUUGGAACCAGACACAUUAUACUAUUAUCGGUGUGGAGAUCCUUCAUUAAAGGCAAUGAGUAAAAUCUAUCAUUUCAAGACUAUGCCGAUUUCUAGUCCCGAGAGCUAUCCGAAAAGAAUAGCUAUUGUAGGAGACCUCGGUCUUACAUACAAUACCACUUCAACUAUCGGCCACUUGAGGAGCAACGACCCUGAUCUUGUAGUACUGGUUGGAGAUGUCACCUAUGCUAACUUGUAUCUGACCAAUGGAACUGGCUCGGAUUGCUAUUCUUGCUCAUUUGCAGAUACUCCCAUACAUGAGACAUACCAGCCACGCUGGGAUUAUUGGGGAAGAUAUAUGCAGCCUCUGGUGUCUAAAGUUCCGAUCAUGGUAGUGGAAGGAAACCACGAGAUUGAAGAACAGGCGGAGAACAAAACGUUUGCUGCUUAUAGUUCUCGCUUUGCCUUCCCCUCCAAAGAAAGUGGAUCUUCGUCCCCGUUCUAUUAUUCCUUUAAUGCCGGAGGCAUACAUUUUAUAAUGCUUGGUGGUUAUGCUGCUUACAAUAAAACAUCUGAUCAAUACAAGUGGUUGGAGAGAGAUCUGGCUAAUGUUGACCGGAAAGUUACGCCUUGGCUUGUCGCCACAUGGCAUCCGCCUUGGUACUCUUCUUACACUGCACAUUACCGAGAAGCUGAAUGUAUGAAGGUAGCAAUGGAAGAGCUGUUGUACAAAGCCGGUGUUGAUUUAGUCUUUAAUGGACAUGUUCAUGCGUAUGAAAGAUCAAACAGAGUAUUUAACUACACAUUAGAUCCUUGUGGACCUGUUUACAUAACAAUUGGCGAUGGUGGCAACAGAGAAAAGAUGGCGAUUUCGCAUGCCGAUGAGCCUGGUAAUUGUCCCGAACCAUCUAGUACACCGGAUGAAUUUAUGGGUGGAUUUUGCGCCUAUAACUUCACAUCAGGUCCAGCAGCCGGUAAGUUCUGCUGGAAUCGACAGCCCGAAUAUAGUGCCUUCAGAGAAAGCAGCUUUGGCCAUGGAAUAUUAGAGGUGAAGAACGAGACACACGCUCUUUGGACAUGGCAUCGGAAUCAAGACGUGUAUAAUGAAGCUGGCGAUCAGAUUUACAUCGUGAGACAACCUGAAAAAUGUUUGGUUGAACCGAAGAGAAAUCCCAGAGUUUGCAGUUGAGGCAUCAUCAAUGGAGUGUCCUGGCAAGUUAUACAAAGAAGAUGCAAAUGUAGUAUAGAAAUUGAAGUUUG